GCAGAAGCUUGAAAGUUUGAAGACCGCGGAAAUCAACAAAGAACAACUUCAAAUUAAGGAUCUCUGCAAAUAUGUCCAUCGGCGUGCCCAUCAAGAUCCUGCAUGAAGCAGAGGGUCACAUUGUGACCUGUGAGACCAACACUGGUGAAGUGUACAGAGGCAAGCUCAUUGAGGCUGAGGACAACAUGAACUGCCAGAUGUCCAAUAUCACUGUGACUCAUCGGGAUGGCCGUGUAGCCCAACUAGAGCAGGUCUACAUCCGGGGCAGCAAGAUUCGCUUCCUGAUUUUACCGGACAUGUUAAAGAAUGCUCCUAUGUUAAAGAGCAUGAAAAACAAGAACCAGGGCACCGGAGCAGGAAGGGGGAAGGCAGCCAUUCUCAAAGCCCAGGUGGCUGCAAGAGGACGGGGUCGUGGUGGAGGAAUUGGAAGAGGAACCAUUUUCCAGAAGAGGCGAUAGUAUCUGCAAUGGUUAAUUUAAAAAGAUUGCAUGGUAGUAUUUUUAAUGUUUUUUUCUUAAGAGAAUACUUUUUUUCUUUAGCCAGACCUUUACAUUUUGCAAGACGGACACGUUUUUGACAUUGUAUUUUUUUUUUUAUAUAUAAAUGUAUAUUUGUAAUAAAUUGUCGGUUCCCCUGUCUGCUAACUUC
Molecule: messenger RNA, 648 nt
Organism: Oncorhynchus mykiss (rainbow trout)
Lineage: Eukaryota; Metazoa; Chordata; Actinopteri; Salmoniformes; Salmonidae
Gene: snrpd3l
Product: small nuclear ribonucleoprotein D3 polypeptide, like
Biological process (GO): RNA processing; spliceosomal snRNP assembly
Cellular component (GO): spliceosomal complex
Molecular function (GO): RNA binding
Source: RefSeq, marked provisional